Desarmillaria tabescens is the source of this 1538-nucleotide messenger RNA. RefSeq lists its product as uncharacterized. The record is from RefSeq and is a predicted model, not a curated record. NCBI's taxonomy places the organism in Eukaryota, Fungi, Basidiomycota, Agaricomycetes, Agaricales, Physalacriaceae. Gene Ontology annotation, cellular component: tRNA-intron endonuclease complex. Gene Ontology annotation, biological process: tRNA-type intron splice site recognition and cleavage. The transcript has 10 exons. Bases 21 to 1169 code for a protein of 382 amino acids.
UUUUUUGACUCUUGACUGCAAUGGACGACAUACUUGAACAACCUAGUUCUGAAGCUCCUCCACCAAAACUCGAUGAUAAUCCGGAUGAACAGUCGUCGGGAGAUGAAGAUGAAGGCCCCGACUGGACCAAGUUGAAGAUAGGAAUCUCUCGCCCCGUCAUCCCCAAGCGCGGUGAAAAAGAACACGAGCCUGCAGCUGGCGGAGAGAGUGGGCUGCAGCAGCAUAUUUUACAACGGUCAAGAAAUGCAAUGUUUGAGGCGUUGAGAGCGACACGGACGAUCUCCAGCAAGACGGUGAGCUAUGGAAUAUGGCAUCCAUCCCUUGCGCGUGUUUCCGUACCUGUUGCUCGAGGAACCCACUUUUCAAGCAUGGGCCAUUCUGCAUCGCGUCUGGCGAAGGAUAAAGAGAAGCCUACAAAACACGUAUCUGGAGCUCCAAUGAGUGUGCAGCAGGUAUACGCCGAGAUGAUUGGGAUGGAGGAUGUCACCGUAGAGAAAUAUCAGGUUUACUCCUACCUCAGGCGACUGGGAUAUGUUGUCACCAGGACCGUACCACCUACGUCGGAAUAUCCUGCGGCAGCGCCAUUUGAGAAGAUGUGUCCACUUGGACAACCGAGACCUUCUAUCUUUGAGCGAAUCCGGUUAACGUUCUUUACCUGGAUACUCAAGUUCUUCACAUCUGCCUUUAACUGCCGUUGGUUCUAUCAUGACAAGAACUAUGGGCAUGUCUUUCGUUCUUUAAGGUUCAUGCCGGCGGGACAUCAGCUACCGUUACGCCAAUCAAAGGAGGAGGAUUCUCCUUACAAACCAUUCUACAACCUUUACAAGCCUCCUACGCCAUUCAAGAAAACGUCACCUCCACCUCCCGAUUUUCAGAUCGUCGUGAUCAACACUCGAACAACGCCCAUGCCUUCCCUUCGAGAAUUGACUGACCUCUUCGAUAUCUCACCCGAAUUGCCCAUACCUCUACCAAAAAGACCCCCUCCGCCUCGACCAGCACUUCCACCUCUUCCCUGCGCCGCGACCCAGGGACCACCCGCGCGCCGACCACAUCCGUUUGUGGCACUUAGGGCAGGGAAGAAAACCGUGGUCAUCGCUGCAGUAGAUUCAGGAAACAUCAGUUUCUUCCGCUUCAUGCAGGGCGCAUUCAUGGACGUACCAAUGGCGUAACAUGAUACGCUCUUUCGGUGCUUCGGUAAAAAGAAUGUAUAAUGUAAAUUGUAGAGCACGCGGAUUGCUGUAUCCCUUCAGUUAUAUAUGCAUUCACAACCACCACAGGAGCUUUUACUAUUCAAGUAGACGAAAACGUCAAUGGUUGGAUCGUGGUGCUAUUUGUUUCAUUAAACAACCUACAAUUUAAAAGUGUGUUGAAAAGUCUAUUAAUGUGACACGGAGAGCUUAGGUCUAUGCGGCGGUGGUCAACGCUUCCCUCCUUCAAACUAGACCCUACAUAGCGAAUUCUAUUUCUUCGUAAUUGGCCUUUGUAUAGGUUGGCCUAGCUUUCAGAAUCGUAAGCCCGAGCCCUGAGCCCAAACCAUG